Messenger RNA from Salvia hispanica, 4943 nucleotides. RefSeq names its product DNA-directed DNA polymerase (gene ICU2). Gene Ontology annotation, molecular function: single-stranded DNA binding; chromatin binding; DNA replication origin binding. Gene Ontology annotation, cellular component: alpha DNA polymerase:primase complex. Gene Ontology annotation, biological process: mitotic DNA replication initiation; DNA replication; leading strand elongation. The record is from RefSeq and is a predicted model, not a curated record. NCBI's taxonomy places the organism in Eukaryota, Viridiplantae, Streptophyta, Magnoliopsida, Lamiales, Lamiaceae.
CUUCUAACCCUUUUUUCUCUCUCUUUAAACACCAGACCAGAUCUAGCAAGCAGAAAACGCCGCCCAGCUCAGCCUACUGAACCCAAACCGACUCUACGAAACAACCAUGUCCGACGAGGAGCCAUCGGUAUCCGGACGGCGGCGCGCACGGGGCGCCGUCGCAUCGGCCCGCUCAGAAGCUCUCGAGCGUCUCAAGGCGCUCCGCCGCCGCGAUCAGGACGCCGCCGGAUUCCAGAUCAAGAUGGAGCAGCCGAUCUACGACACCGUCGAUGAAGACGAGUACGAGGCACUAGUCGCCAAGCGCCGUGAGGAAUCCAAGGGUUUCAUCGUCGACGACAACGGCUUAGGGUACGGCGACGAAGGCCAGGAGGAGGACUGGUCAAUUGCCGGCGCCGCCUUGUCCUCCGAAGAAUCCGAGGGGGAAUCGGAGAGGUCGAAGAAGAAGAAGAGCAAAAAGGCUCUCAAUUCGGAUAAGGAAGCGGCGAAGAAACCUUCUCCGUUGGCCUCUGCUGCGGCGUUGAUGGGUAAGCAGAGGAUUUCUAAUAUGUUUACUUCGUCCGUGUUUAAGAAGGAUAUACAGAAGAAUGUUUCGUGUGAUAGCAUUGUUGAUGAUUUGAUUGCGGAGUUUGCGCCUGAUGAGAGUGAUAGGGAGAGGAGAAGGAGAGCCAAUUCUACCAAUUUAGGUUUGAAUAAAUCUAGUAAUUUGCCUGUGAAAAUUGAGAAGCCUUUUGUAAGUAACACUGAUACGAUUAAGAAGGAAUUUCAUGAGACUAGCACCGGCCUCGGUGAUGUGGUUUUUGAUCCUUCUGAAAAAUGUAACAGUAUCAUAGGUGAGGGUAAUAGCUCCAUCGAUGCCGAGAAAGUAUUGGAUGCAGCUGAUAUGAUGAGAAAUGAGGGAACAGAGGAAAGAAUUGAAACUGUGAAAAAUGAGUUAUUGGUUAGUGACUGUGAAGGGGAGAAGGUAGAGAAAAAGGUGUAUUCUCUCAAUGCAAAACUUGAAGAGGCAAAGGAUCCAGCUCUGAGUGCUAAUGUAGAGUGGCAAGCACUAAGUGCUGGUAUUGUUGAUUGUAAGGGGACUGGGACUGGGCUCGGAGGGAAUCAGGGAAGCAGUGAGGAGAAAUUGGACUUUGAAGUGGAGUCCGAUGGAUCUCUGUCUUUUUAUAUACUUGAUGCUCAUGAGGAAAUCUAUGGUGCAAAUGCUGGGAAUGUUUAUCUCUUUGGAAAGGUCAAAUCAGGAGGUACAUACCAUAGCUGUUGCGCAGUUGUGAGGAAUAUGCAGAGAUGCGUUUAUGCAGUCCCAACUGUUUCUUUAAUUCACAACGAGGCAGUUAUUGUGCUUGAAAAGGAAAUUGAAGAUUCACAAACAUCCAUCGUGACUUCUAAGGAUAAAAUGGCAAAGCAUGGUAUGAAUGGUGAAAAGCUUGCAGAGAUAGAGAAAGAUCUAGAAGAGUCACAAAAAUCCCUCAUGACUUCUCAAGCCAGACUACGAGCUAAACUGCAUGAGUCGGUGUCAGAACUGAAGGCUGAAAUAACAAAGGAGUUAUUGCAACGGAAUGUCUCAACUUUCAGAAUGGCACUUGUCAAGAGAAACUAUGCAUUUGAACGAACAGACAUACCCCACGGGGAGAAUUAUUUUCUAAAGAUCAAUUAUCCAUUCAAGGAUACCCCACUUCCAUCAGAUCUCAAAGGGAACAACUUCCGUGCUUUGCUUGGAACUCAUAAUAGUGGGCUGGAAAUGUUUCUAAUUAAAAGGAAAAUAAAGGGACCAUUGUGGCUAUCAAUCUCAAAAUUCUCCAGCUGCACAACUUCUCAACGAGUGAGCUGGUGUAAGUUUGAGGUUACUAUUGAUUUUGCAAAGGACAUUCACGUUUCAACUUCAUCAAAGACUGUCUCAGAGAUUCCCCCAGUAGUGGUUACAGCUAUAAAUUUGAAAACUAUUAUCAAUGAGAAGCAGAAUGUAAAUGAAAUUGUCUCUGCCUCUGUCAUUUGCUGCCACAGGGCCAAGAUUGAUACUCCUAUGGAUAUCUCAGACUGGACCCGUCCAGGUAUGCUUAGCCGUUUUACUGUCGUGCGCAAACUUGAGGGAGGCAUAUUUCCUAUGGGUUUUACUAAGGAGGCAGCUGACAGAAAUACAAAGGCACGGUCAAAUGUUAUUUGCUAUGAGAGCAGUGAAAGGGCUCUAUUAAAUCGUCUGAUGAUUGAGUUGCACACAUUAGAUAGUGAUGUUCUAGUUGGGCACAAUAUAUCUGGAUUUGACCUGGAUGUUCUUCUCCACAGAGUUCAGGCUUGCAGGGUUCCCAGCAACAUGUGGUCUAAAAUAGGCCGUCUUAAACGCUCUACCAUGCCCAAACUUCAGAAAAAGGGGAAUUCAGUAUUUGGUUCAGGAGCAAGUCCAGGAAUCAUGUCCUGCAUUGCCGGGCGUCUCUUAUGUGAUACAUACAUUUGUUCGCGGGACCUAUUAAAAGAGGUGAGCUACUCCCUGACACAACUAGCAAAAACACAGCUAGAUAAGGACCGUAAGGAAAUUAAUCCACAUGAUAUCCCAAAGAUGUUUCAAAGUUCUGGAUCACUUAUGGAACUUAUUGAGUACGGGGAAACAGAUGCAUGGUUAUCGAUGGCACUCAUGUUCCAUCUGAGUGUUCUUCCCUUGACACGUCAAUUGACUAACAUCAGUGGAAAUCUUUGGCAUAAAACUCUCCAGGGGGCAAGGGCUCAAAGAGUCGAAUAUCUUUUGUUGCAUUCAUUUCAUGCCAGGAAGUUUAUUGUUCCAGACAAAUUUUCUGCUCAAUCCAAAGAUACAAAGACUAUAAAGCGUAAAACUAGUGCUGGCAUCGAGAGCAUAGAGAAUGAUCCUGAUGACACAAAUUUUGAUGAGGCUCCAGAAGAUUCUCAUGGAAAGACCAAGAAGGGACCUUCCUAUUCAGGUGGAUUAGUGCUGGAGCCAAAGAAAGGACUCUAUGACAAAUAUAUAUUACUUCUGGAUUUCAACAGUCUCUACCCUUCUAUUAUUCAGGAAUACAAUAUUUGCUUUACUACUGUUGAAAGAUCUCCUGAUGGAUCGCUUCCCCACCUACCCUCUAGUAACAAAAUGGGAGUACUACCGGAGUUGCUUAGGAAUUUGGUCGAGAGAAGAAGAAUGGUAAAAUCAUGGUUAAAAACAGCAACCGGUCCCAAAGUUAAACAACUCGACAUACAGCAGCAAGCUCUAAAGCUGACUGCCAACAGCAUGUACGGGUGUCUGGGAUUCUCCAACUCAAGAUUCUAUGCAAAACCCUUAGCAGAACUAACAACAUUACAAGGAAGGGAGAUUUUACAGAGCACUGUUGAUCUUGUACAAAAUACUCUAAACUUAGAGGUUAUUUAUGGAGACACGGAUUCAAUUAUGAUAUAUAGUGGACUUGAUGAUAUUGGAAAAGCUAAAUCGAUAGCGGGGAAGGUCAUUCAGGAGGUGAACAAGAAAUAUAAGUGCCUUGAGAUUGAUCUUGAUGGCUUGUACAAAAGAAUGCUUUUGCUCAAGAAGAAGAAAUAUGCAGCCGUCAAAAUGCAAUUGAAGGAUGGUGCAUUGGUUGAGGUCAUUGAGCGCAAAGGUCUUGAUAUGGUUCGCCGUGACUGGAGUUUGCUGUCUAAGGAAUUAGGAGAUUUUUGUCUCAGUCAGAUAUUAUCUGGCGGUUCCUGUGAUGAUGUUGUUGAAGUUAUACACAACUCCCUCAUGAAGAUACAAGAGGAAAUGAGGAAUGGACAAAUACCACUCGAAAAAUAUGUGAUCACAAAGACACUAACCAAACCACCUGAAGCAUAUCCUGAUUCCAGAAGUCAGCCUCAUGUAGAGGUAGCACUUAGACUGAAGAGAAGUGGUUACGCGACUGGUUGUUCUGCUGGAGAUACAGUACCUUAUGUCAUUUGCUGUGAGCAGGGAACUGGUUCUACUUCGUCAGUUGGAAUCGCCCAGCGAGCAAGACAUCCUGAUGAACUGAAAAAGGACAAUGGAAACUGGAUUGUUGACAUUGACUAUUACCUAGCCCAGCAGAUUCACCCCGUAAUAUCUCGUCUAUGUGCAUCGAUUCAAGGUACAAGUCCAGCGCGUUUGGCUGAUUGUUUGGGGCUUGACUCAUCAAAGUUCCAGAAUAAAUCAAUUGAUUCUUCCAGCAACGAUCCAUCCAGCUUGCUAUCAUUUGUAUUGGAUGAUGAAGAGAGAUAUCGUGGUUGUGAACCUUUGGUUUUAUCGUGCCCAAGCUGCUCGGGCACCUUUGGAUGCUCGCCAAUAUUGACCUCAGUUUGUACGUAUAUCAAUACCAAACCAGAAGAUGUGCAAGCAGGAUCUGAUAAUUUCUGGCACAAAUUGUGCUGUCCAAGGUGCCCAGAAGGAGAUGCUGGGAAAAUAACUCCUGCCACUAUAGCUAACCAGGUGAAAAGACAAGCCGAAAGAUUCGUCUCGAUAUAUUACAAGGGCCUGAUGAUGUGUGAUGAUGAAACGUGCAACUACACUACACGCGGUGUGAAUCUUCGUGCACAAGGGGAUUCCGAGAGAGGAACGACUUGUCCAAACUAUCCUCGCUGUAAUGGACACCUCAUCAGAAAGUACACGGAAGCAGAUUUAUAUAGACAGCUGACAUACUUUUGCUACACAUUAGACACGGUGCGCUGCAUUAGCAAGAUGGAGGCGGAUAAGAGAUUGGCUGUGGAGAAAGAAGUAGCAAGAAUCCGGCCUCUGGUUGAAAUGGCAGCGUCGACAGUUGAGAAGAUGCGCGAUAGAUGCGCUUAUGGAUGGCUUCAGCUCAAAGACUUUGUUGUUUUAGUUUAGCUUUCAAAGUAAAGGUUUUGUUAUUCUUUGCAUUGUAUUUGUGAUCUGAUCUGUGUAUGCCAAAAUGUUGUAACCAAAAACUACUCUUACUAAGAGUAUAAAUUAUAGGGGCUGAUUAAUUAUUUUGGAGCUCUUUAGUUAA